CCCGGGGGCUGCUCAGCACUGGAGGAAACCAGGGUCCUGCUGCCCGGCCAAGGGGACGGAGAGAGGGUCCGCAGAUCAGAGCAGUGGGAUGAGGAUGUCCAGGUUCCUGAGCAAACUGUCGCCGAAAGCAGCAGGUGGCUUCCGAAGAGUCCGCUGCUUAGUGUCCCCUCCUGCUGGGAAUCCCCCGACACUCAGGCCACAGGACGCCACUAAGAGGCUGCGGAGAUGCUUCCGGAAACUGUGUCCCUUCCGCCGGGACUCAGGACGCGCAGCCGCCAUGCAGGUGGAUCUGGUGGAGGAAGAAAGACAGAAAUAUGUUGGAUCGAACCUGGUGCUAAGGUCCAGGCGACUGUUCCAGAGGGUCUCUGUCUCAAGGCCAGCCACACACACCCGGAAGGUAGCAGAUAAAAAGGGAAACAAGAAAUAUGCAUUCUGGAGAGGAAAGUCCAGGAGGAAACCAGCCGAAAGAAGCAGAGGGACAUCAAGGCAGAGCGUAGAGCAGCUGCAGGGCCAGGUGGACGGCCUAAUCGACGCCGUGGUGGACAGCUCCACACGCCUGAUAGCGCGGCGCCAGUCAGAGCUGGAGCAGUGCCAGGAAGUGGGCGGGGAGAUUCUGCAGAGCAGCAGCCAGUUCCAGAGGGUCUCUAGAAAGGCAGUGCACAGACACCACUGGAGGAACACAAGCGCCAUCUGCUGGUGCUGCUAGGAGACAAGAACACGUCUCAGGCUCCGGAGCACCUCCACGUUUCAUUUCAUUUAGCUUUAGUUUCACAUACAUAAUAGCAGUUUGAAAACAGCUAAAACACCUGCAUAGAACAGCCCAGUAGAGACACGCUGCAGCAGCAAACAUCCCAGACACAUUCAGGCUUUAAUACGGGGCUUGGCGACCAAAACAAAAAUCAUCGUUAAAAAUGAUGCAUGAGCGUUAAAAAAGGUAGGUUACCUAUUCGGUGAACUAUUUUUGGUUCUAUCAGCCCAUCAGUCUGCUCUUAAGGCUUGCAGUGUUUGAAAAUACAAUGUGCUUUCCUAUCAGAACAGUGUACUGCUCAAUUAUUAACAUUUCAGCAAGAAUGCCCUUGAUUACUAGCCCUCAGUCCCUUUUUAAACAUGUCCGAUGUAAAGAAUAAAAUGUAUCGUUUCAGUAUCAAUUAACA
This is a messenger RNA of Paramormyrops kingsleyae, 1154 nucleotides long. RefSeq lists its product as uncharacterized. Lineage: Eukaryota; Metazoa; Chordata; Actinopteri; Osteoglossiformes; Mormyridae. The record is from RefSeq and is a predicted model, not a curated record.